Hippocampus comes (tiger tail seahorse) is the source of this 3192-nucleotide messenger RNA. RefSeq names its product ankyrin repeat domain 34A (gene ankrd34a). Gene Ontology annotation, molecular function: protein binding. The transcript has 2 exons. The record is from RefSeq and is a predicted model, not a curated record. The coding region runs from base 663 to 2279 and encodes 538 amino acids. NCBI's taxonomy places the organism in Eukaryota, Metazoa, Chordata, Actinopteri, Syngnathiformes, Syngnathidae.
UGAAAAAUGCAAGCAAAAACAAAAGUGGUGCGUUUAUAUUUUUGUCCCGUGUAAAAAAAUGCUUCGAGUCUCACAGCUCUUGACUGGUCGGUGGGCGCGAUUUCUAGUACCUGCAAACAAGAGGCGUUUCUCAGUUACCAUGGUGACGGUGAAGUUAACUUGACAAAAUGUCUGCUCAUGUUAACGCAGCCAACGUGACUUAGGGGCAGCCAGCAAAGGGUUAAACUGCUCAGUGAGGAAGAGGAGGAGGUAGGUGGAGGAGGAGGAGAAGGAUCAGGAUCAAUUCGUCGGUCUCUCGGCGGCUUUCUGAUGAAGAUGAGGAUGAUGAUGAAGAUUCUCUCGCCCGGCGGUAGGAAGAAAAUCAAUUGUCUUUGUUCUGACGUACAAGCAGUCGUGCGAACCUGGCGCGGGCCCGCGGCCGUGUGUGCGCGCCCGAGUUGGCGUGACUGCACGCGCGGAGCGUUUUGGGGAUCGUCAAGCGAAAUGUGAGGCGUCAAUCUUGACAUGUCACAUCAUCAUCAUCAUCAUCACCAUCAUCGCGCAUGAACGGCCAAACGUGACGUGCGCCUGCAAGCGGUCGCACUGCUCCUACGUGACGUCACCAUCAUGUCAGGUCCAACGACAUCUUAAAAGACCACCCGGUGGGGCGGGCAGAGCUGACCAUGGGAGACGGAGACCCCCUGCAGAUGGAAGGCAACGCCCUCCUCAAAGCCGUCUCUCAAGGGAAGCUGAGGCUGAGCCGUCUGCUGCUGGAGGGCGGCGCGUACGUCAACGAGGGCAAUGAGCUGGGCCAAACUCCGGUGUCGGCUGCCUGCCUGGCCGACUAUGAGGACCCUCGGACCCGCCUCCGGAUGGUGCGCUAUUUGCUGGAGAAAGGCGCUGACCCCAACAUUCCAGACAAGAGCGGCAGGACAGCCCUAAUGCACGCCUGCGCCAAGCGGGCCGGGAAGGAGGCCGUUUCCCUCCUGCUGGAGAACGGGGCCGACCCCAGCCUCAAAGACUACUCGGGGUGUUCCGCCCUCAUGCACGCCCUCAACAAGGGCGACCGUGACACCCUGCAGGUCCUGCUGGACGCCUGCAGGGCCAAAGGCAAGGAGGUCAUCAUCAUUACCACCGACACGUCUCCAUCUGGUACCAAAAAGACAAAGCAGUACCUGAACUCUCCUCCGUCUCCAGGCGUGGUGGAUAAGGUGUCCCCCGAGUCCACACCCGCCGCAGCCACCGCCGCCUGCAUGUCGCCAUCGGACGUGGAGAUUGUGACCUCGUCUCCGGCCGAGCGCGGGAGAGACAAAGAAGAAGAUAGGAUCUUCAGCUUCCCGCUUGCCUGCGCACUGCCGCCCCCCAAUGGCCGCCCUCUGGGAGAAAAGAGAAUGGGGACGGUGGCGGCGCCUCCACGCAAGCUCCUCAAGAGGCUCAACUCUGAGCCUUGGGGCCUGGUGGCACCCUUGGCCUCAGCCGCAGUGCCUCAGGAGAGCGCCAGGGGGCGUUUGGAGGAAGCGGAGGGCAUCUGUCGUCUUAGUCAACGAAUCAACGGACUGUGCCUCACCCAGCCCGCUCGAGCUCUGCUGUCACGGCGACACAGCAUCGAGACCCACGAGCCUUCUUCCCCAACAGUCACGGAUCGGUCCUGCUCCGAGGACCAGGUCGUUCUCUCCCCCUCCUCCUGGGCGGACAAUGUUCAACAGCACCAAAUCUUAUAUUGCAGGAACCCGGAGUCCAAAGAAAACACCAACCUGCAGAUAUCAACUCAUCCCAAAUUGACUCGGUCGGACCACUGCGAGGCGGACAGCCACGCGGGUCAGGAAUCCAUCCCCGGAUCUCCCGACUCUGGGCCGGUGUCCUUGGAGCGGAGGAAGUACAACACGUCCCCCCAUUCUCUGGUCAACAGCUCGUCUCGGGAAUCUCUCGAGAACAUCCCCAACUCCGUGUCGCCUGCGGCUGUGCGCCGCCGGAGCCCUGGACUCCUUGAGCGCCGCGGCUCCGGGACCUUCCUUCUCGACCGCAUAUCACACACCAGGCCCGGAUUUCUGCCGCCGCUCAACAUCAACCCCCAGAGACCCAUCCCGGAUAUCCGCUCCAACAGCAAGCCCCCCUCACCGGUCCACAGCACUCAUAAGAUCCUGGUUCCCGUGGCCCCGGCUUCGCCGAAACGUGGUCCUGACUUCAAAAUGAAAAAAAAGCUCAUGAGGAGGCACUCCAUGCAGACGGAACAGAUGAAGCAGCUCUCCACGUUCCAGGAGAUUCUGGCUGAGAAAGUCAUCGAAUCCAACGGGGAUUGACCUCUUCGUGGAUGGGGUCAUGUGGGGGCCGACUAAUUCUGCUCAACCAGAAAUGAGCAACUCGCAACUAUUUUUCUGUGGCACAGAUUUUGCCCUCCUUCACAUGUUUGAUCAUUUCUGUUUCAUACUUACACUUUAUUGAAACGUGCAGUAAAUUUUGAUGUAUCUAGAUGCAUCUGCAAGUAUUUGACAACGUAUAAAUGUUAUCACAUCACAUCUCAGGCCAAUAAUCAUGAGUGAUGGAUGGAGCUAAUGUGUUUGACAUUUUGACCAAUCCGGAAUGACACGUUUCCAAAACGGCCUGUUCCCGCUCUGCCUCGGCCUCGGCCUAGCCUCUGUUUCGUUUCCAUGACAACAUGCGGCAAUCAAUUGAAGCAGAAUCAACGGAACUGCGCAAGCCUCCACUGUACACUCGCAAUGUGCGGGGUUCUGCAGUAAGAUUUCAUGAGUGGCGAGUCCCCGUGAUUCAAAAUAGCAAUCGCCACCGCAUGAUGACCUCACUAAUUACAUUCCAUUAAAAUGCACAGAAGCUUUCAUGCAGACCCAAACAAUCAAUUUCCAGGAUUAAGCAAGCGAGAGACAGUCCCCCGGUGCCAAGACAUAAAAAUACAGUAUAUACUGUGUAUGUAGUGCACAUAUAGUGUUUUCAAUAAUUCUUAACCAUAUAUAUAUAAUUUCAUAAGUGCCAAUGGAAGAAAUAAUGAAGCUUGCGGUAAGGAUUUUAGCGAGUGGCACAUACCCACUUGAACGGGGGGCUGGCUCCCAUUCUUUUGGCUGUUCAAUGAAACACUUCCAUGUUUUGUCUUACACAAAAUAUUAUUUAUUGAUAAAUGUGAAAAACAAACAAAUAUGUAUACAGGACUGUUGGUUAUCUAUUGGUGAAAGAAAACAUGAAUAAACACACACACAAACA